AUGUUCGAGGAAUACAUCACCGCUGACACUGUCGAUGGAAAGGUUCAACAAUUGAUUGGAUUCUUGGUCCAACGUCCGGCCGAGGAGAUCGACAACGACUUCAACUUUAAAGCAGUUGAUGAGGAUCGUGCUGAGUACUUCAACACCAUGGUUGCCGAAGCGUUAACUUCAUUCUUCAACGUUCCAACUGAAUCAACUGAUGUCGAGCCAUUGAGUACUGUUCAAGAUAUCGUCAACCGUAUCAACAAUGCCUAA
Messenger RNA from Caenorhabditis remanei, 255 nucleotides. RefSeq lists its product as uncharacterized. Lineage: Eukaryota; Metazoa; Nematoda; Chromadorea; Rhabditida; Rhabditidae. The record is from RefSeq and is a predicted model, not a curated record. The transcript is spliced from 2 exons. Bases 1 to 255 code for a protein of 84 amino acids.